ACCUUCAUUUUCAAGAUGGCUGACGAAGACAAGUACUCGGUCCUUCUGCCAACUUACAAUGAGAGAGAAAACCUUCCUGUCAUCAUUUGGCUUCUCGUUAAAUACUUCAGCGAAAGUGAUUAUAAUUAUGAGAUAAUUGUCAUUGAUGAUGGAAGUCCAGACAAAACAUUAGAGGUUGCAAAACAACUUCAGAAGAUUUAUGGAAGUGAUAAAAUUGUCUUGCGCCCCAGGGAGAAAAAGCUUGGUCUAGGAACAGCAUAUAUUCAUGGAAUGAAACAUGCUACAGGGAAUUUUAUUAUAAUAAUGGACGCAGAUCUUUCACAUCAUCCAAAAUUCAUCCCAGAAUUUAUCAAGAAACAGAAGGAAGGAGACUAUGACCUGGUCUCAGGAACACGUUACAUUGGGUCAGGGGGUGUGGCUGGCUGGGACUUCAAGAGGAAACUUGUCAGUCGUGGUGCAAACUACUUGACACAAGUGUUGCUAAGACCAGGGGCCUCGGAUCUAACGGGAAGUUUUAGAUUGUACAAAAAAGAUGUUUUACAAAAGUUAGUGAGUUCCUGUAUUUCUAAAGGCUAUGUGUUCCAGAUGGAAAUGAUAAUCCGGGCCAGACAAUUUGGAUACACCAUUGGGGAGGUUCCAAUCACUUUUGUUGACAGAGUGUACGGAGAAUCAAAACUUGGAGGAAGUGAGAUCAUUCAGUUUCUCAAAGGACUUAUGUAUCUAUUUGCAACAACCUAGGUGCAUGUUGUAUAUGUAAAUUAUAGAAUAUACAUUUGUUAUUGUUAUAUUUCCUCUGUAUUUAUUAUGAAAUAUCAAGGCCCAACUUAGGAGGGAUUCAUUUCAUAUAAAUUGUGUUUAAAAAUUCAUGAAAUUUUCUCACAAUGAAGAAGACAAUAUCACAAGUGAUUGUAUCAUUUCACUAGCAAGGUCAGGUCAAGGUCAUUAUGUUUGUUUCUGGACAAUUAUUAAGGAUUAAAAAUUAUGUUGCUAAUCA
Messenger RNA from Saccostrea echinata, 994 nucleotides. RefSeq names its product dolichol-phosphate mannosyltransferase subunit 1-like. Gene Ontology annotation, cellular component: endoplasmic reticulum membrane. Gene Ontology annotation, biological process: GPI anchor biosynthetic process; protein O-linked glycosylation via mannose. The transcript has 9 exons. The record is from RefSeq and is a predicted model, not a curated record. Lineage: Eukaryota; Metazoa; Mollusca; Bivalvia; Ostreida; Ostreidae. Bases 16 to 738 code for a protein of 240 amino acids. Gene Ontology annotation, molecular function: dolichyl-phosphate beta-D-mannosyltransferase activity.